AUGAAAAAGACUCUGCUUGACUUUACACAAGCGAUGCAGAUAAAAGAUCAACAAACAGUAGAUCACAUAUACUUGACGUUAGCUAAAGAGAUCCAGACAAAGCAAAACUCGAAAACUGAUGUUGAGUGGUGGGCGAAAGUGUAUGGUGCCAUGGAAGAAGAAGAAGUAUUAGAAAAUGAUGAAAUCGAUAGUAGUGGAUAUGAGCAGGACGACGAUACUGUAUAA
Molecule: messenger RNA, 225 nt
Organism: Didymodactylos carnosus
Lineage: Eukaryota; Metazoa; Rotifera; Eurotatoria; Philodinida; Philodinidae
Source: the annotation of a GenBank genome assembly